AUGCUGAGUGAGAUAGCGUUGGAAGCUCGGACGUUGGCGAAGGUGGCGCGUGUGGGUACGCAUUCGCACAUCCGUGGGAUCGACGACUUGGUGGGACAAAGGAAGGCUCGACGAGCGGCGUCAGUGGUGGCGAAGAUGAUAGAGGAGGGCCGGCUAGCAGGUCGUGUGGUGUUAUUGAGUGGACGGCCGGGUACGGGGAAGACGGCAUUGGCGUUGGGUAUGGCUCGUGAGUUGGGUGGUAGUUCGAUUGCUGGGGGUGAAGUGCCGUUUGUGCACAUGACGGCAUCGGAAGUAUUUUCUUUGGACAUCAGCAAGACGGAGGUUCUAACCCAGGGUUUGCGUAAAGCGAUAGGUGUACGUGUGCGGGAGACAACGGAGGUGUUGGAUGGGGAGGUGGUUGAGUUGAGUAUCGAGACGCCUUCGGGUCCGACACAGUCUCGUCGCGGUACGAUGACAUUGAAGACGACUGACAUGGAGAGCCUUUAUAAUUUGGGUCCUAAGAUGAUUGCAUCAUUAGAGCAGCAAAAGGUGACGGCAGGAGAUGUGAUUUCGGUUAACAAGAGUACCGGUCGUGUUACGAAGGUCGGACGUUCUUUUAUGCGAAGUACAGAGUACGAUGCGGUGUGUCAUAACCUUGCCUACGUUCAUUGUCCUGAAGGCGAGAUACAAAAAACCAAGGAGGUAGUGCACUCCGUUACACUACACGAAAUUGACGUCAUCAAUAGCCGUACACAAGGCUUCCUAGCCCUCUUUGCCGGUGACACGGGGGAGAUCAAACAAGAAGUGCGUCAUCAAGUGGAUAGUAAAGUGGCCGAAUGGCGUGAAGAACAAAAGGCCGAGAUAGUCAGCGGUGUUCUCUUCAUUGAUGAAAGUCAUUUACUAGAUCUCGAGUGCUACUCAUAUCUAAAUCGCGCCUUAGAACUUGAAAAUGCCCCACUAGUUAUACUAGCCACAAAUCGAGGUGUAACCAAAAUUAGAGGUACUGAAGACGAACAAGGUCCUCAUGGUAUACCUAUUGACUUCCUAGAUCGCACACUCAUUAUACCCACCGACCCUUACACACCCGAAGAAAUAAAAUGCAUAAUACAACUUAGACUCACUGAAGAAGAAAUAAUCAUGGAACCUGAUGCUCUUCAAUUACUUGUAACCAUAGCUACAGAUACAUCUCUUCGAUAUGCAUUACAUCUCGUCUCAAUUGCUGGCGUAUAUACAAGAAAAUUAAAGUCAACCAAAAUUACAAUCCAACAUGUUCAACAUGUUUACAACUUAUUUAUUGAUAUAAAACGAAGUACUCAUUACCUACAACAAUACGAAAAUCAAUUCCUAUAA
Molecule: messenger RNA, 1329 nt
Organism: Gregarina niphandrodes
Lineage: Eukaryota; Apicomplexa; Conoidasida; Eugregarinorida; Gregarinidae
Product: RuvB DNA helicase-like protein
Exons: 1
Coding region: 1-1329 (442 amino acids)
Biological process (GO): box C/D snoRNP assembly; chromatin remodeling; regulation of transcription by RNA polymerase II
Cellular component (GO): Swr1 complex; R2TP complex; Ino80 complex
Molecular function (GO): ATP hydrolysis activity; DNA helicase activity; ATP binding
Source: RefSeq, a predicted model, not a curated record